AUGUACUUCCUAUGCACGUCUCGCUCCGACACUGGAGCAUCCUCAGCAGAGGUUGACUUUACAGUUCAGGAGAAGUUUUUUUCUCCUAAGCAUUCUCCGGAGCAAAACGUGCUUAAAUUCAAAAUGAAGCACUUUUACAACGUCGAGCUAUAUCUUCUUCAUACAAUACUCAAAGAAAAUGUGAACUCACAAAAGAGACAGAGAAGAUAUCUUCUUUUUACGCCCAGCACUCAAUGGGGAGUAUUUGUAACAGUGUCUAUCCCACUCCCUCAUCCAGAGACCCUAGUAUCAGUGGCGUGGUUCAUAGAAGCAAACUACUAUAACGUGGACAACGCGACAUACUUCGAGCCUCUACUUGGUGACAUUGGCGAUGUACCUACGGUACGUCGUGAACGCAGUACAAAAGAACGGAACAGCAUGAUCACCCGCCACACCAUUUACACCUCUAUCGAAACCAUGCUUGACAGACACAAUUACCUCGGCCGACAGUGCUUACUCAGGGCCAUUUGCGAGAGCGCCUCGCAAUUCCUGCAUAACGGCGUUUUAGGCGAUUUACUCCACCUCGUGCUCACACCUUCAACUUCGAUGCCAGAGGAGGAAAUAGAAGAUAUCUACUACGAAGCAGAGUACUGGGGUCUUGAGGAUAAAUGCGAGGAUUACGUAGACUGGUGCCCGGAGAACCCCAUCGAUUAUAUAUCAAUUAGUUUAGAAUAAAGUAAUUUUAAGCUUA
This is a messenger RNA of Pararge aegeria (speckled wood butterfly), 730 nucleotides long. RefSeq lists its product as uncharacterized. The transcript has 6 exons. Lineage: Eukaryota; Metazoa; Arthropoda; Insecta; Lepidoptera; Nymphalidae. Bases 1 to 714 code for a protein of 237 amino acids. The record is from RefSeq and is a predicted model, not a curated record.